Brachypodium distachyon (stiff brome) is the source of this 2321-nucleotide messenger RNA. RefSeq names its product serine/threonine-protein kinase 38. Bases 141 to 1745 code for a protein of 534 amino acids. NCBI's taxonomy places the organism in Eukaryota, Viridiplantae, Streptophyta, Magnoliopsida, Poales, Poaceae. The record is from RefSeq and is a predicted model, not a curated record. The transcript is spliced from 13 exons. Gene Ontology annotation, molecular function: ATP binding; protein serine/threonine kinase activity. Gene Ontology annotation, biological process: intracellular signal transduction; peptidyl-serine phosphorylation.
AGCGCCCGCAAAGCAAUAGACGAACGCCGACCCGAGAGACGAAGGGCAGAAAAGGCAAGGAAAGGAGAGAGAGAGAGAGGAAAAAAACACCGGAGAGAGAGAGACAGCGAGGGGGGGUGUAGGGGUGGGCGUGGUCUGGGAUGGAGAACGAGACGUCGGACGCGCCGGCGGCCGCGGUCGUCGCCGAGCAGCUCCCCGCGGUGGCGGAGGAGGGGGACGGGGAGGCGGAGGCGGUGGGGUCCACCCUCACCAUGGAGCGCGUCGCCGCCGCGAAGAAGUUCAUCGAGAACCACUACCGCUCGCACAUGAAGAACAUCCAGGAGCGCAGGGAGAGGCGUGUUAGAUUGGAGAGACAGCUAGCUACUUCUGAAGUUCCCAGGGAGCAGCAAAUCAAUUUAAUUAAAGACCUGGAGAGAAAGGAAACUGAGUACAUGCGACUUAAAAGGCACAAAAUUUGUGUGGAUGACUUUGAGCUGCUAACCAUUAUUGGGAGAGGCGCUUUUGGAGAGGUCCGACUGUGUCGUGAGAAGACCUCUGGCAAUAUUUAUGCAAUGAAAAAACUAAAGAAAUCUGAUAUGGUUAUCAGGGGCCAAGUGGAACAUGUUAGAGCUGAAAGAAACUUGUUGGCUGAAGUUGCUAGUCACUGCAUUGUGAAGCUUUACUAUUCUUUUCAAGAUGCGGAGUACCUUUACCUUAUUAUGGAGUACCUCCCUGGUGGUGAUAUCAUGACCCUUCUCAUGAGAGAAGAUACCUUAACUGAACACGUGGCUCGAUUCUACAUUGCUGAGACCAUCCUUGCCAUUGAAUCCAUUCAUAAGCACAACUACAUCCACAGAGAUAUUAAGCCUGAUAAUCUGCUUCUUGAUAAGAAUGGUCACAUGAAGCUGUCAGAUUUUGGGCUGUGCAAGCCAAUUGAUUGUUCUAAGCUCUCAACCUUGAAUGAAGAUGAACCCAUGGGUGAUGACAACCUGAAGGAAUCAAUGGAUGUCGAUCGUUCUCUCUCUGAAACUACAAACGGUAGAAGGUGGAGAAGUCAACAUGAACAGCUUCAGCACUGGCAGAUGAACAGAAGAAAGCUGGCAUUCUCAACUGUUGGGACGCCAGACUAUAUUGCUCCGGAAGUUCUGCUAAAGAAGGGAUAUGGAAUGGAAUGCGAUUGGUGGUCUUUGGGUGCAAUCAUGUAUGAGAUGCUUGUUGGGUAUCCACCAUUUUAUUCUGAUGAUCCAAUAACCACAUGCAGAAAGAUUGUUCACUGGAGAAACCAUGUGAAAUUUCCCGAGGAUUCAAGGCUGUCUCCUGAAGCAAGAGAUCUCAUUUGCCGGUUAUUGUGUGAUGUUGAACACAGGAUUGGUGGUGCAGGGGCAGAUCAAAUAAAGGCCCAUCCUUGGUUCCAUGGGGUUGCAUGGGAUAAACUUUAUGAAAUGGAAGCAGCAUUUAAGCCUCAAGUAAAUGAUGAAUUGGAUACACAGAAUUUCAUGAAGUUUGACGAGAUGGAUAAUCCUCCAGCAAGAACAGGUUCUGGGCAAUCAAGAAAGAUGAAGCUGAAUUCGAAGGAUCUCAGCUUUGUGGGUUAUACAUACAAAAACUUCGAUGCUGUGAAAGGAUUAAAGCAUGCAGAUAUGCAAAGGAGCUCAUCCUUGACCAGGCCCUCCCUUGGUUCCAUAUUUGGUGAGGCGCCUAGAGAGCCAAACGGGAAGGACACACACAUGCAUACAGAUUCUUCUGAGGAUCCGAUGAGUCCAUAACCUUUGUGGUUCUGUUUGUUCCUGCGGAAUUUCUGAACUAAAUUAGCAUGCAAACGACUCAAUGAGGCUCCAUCCGGAUGACCUGCUUGUUUUUAGCCAGGUUUCUGCCCUGUUAAAUCGUUAGCGAGCAUUUUGUAGAAAUCCAACAAAGUGUCUAGCUGUAAAUUAGUAUGCUAAGGACUUGACAAAUAGCCCAUGUACUGGGAGGCUCAUCGUGUUUGUUGUAGCGUGUUCCGACCAAGUGGAGAUGCGCAUGUUUGGGAGUACUUGCACCUUGGGGCUGGCUGCCCAGGUUGGCAGAACAAAUUGCUGCCUUCUCUUGUGGCAGUUCCUGGUCCGCUGAUAUUUGAUCAUGGAAACAAAAUAAGGUGGUUACUGCGGCAGGCUAAGCAUUAUUGUUGGUGUUUGACACAUAUGUACCAGAAGAUUUCCAUUCAGGGGCUUGACCCUUCGUCUAUGGUCUCCCCUUACAAAAAUGCCUAAUUUUGUUUAAUGUACUAUUCGCCUGUUACCCCUCAUGCUGUAUUGAACCUUGCACUGUUUUGGUGGAAAUGCCCUGCUUUUCUCUUCGCUGUA